Molecule: messenger RNA, 561 nt
Organism: Peronospora matthiolae
Lineage: Eukaryota; Oomycota; Peronosporomycetes; Peronosporales; Peronosporaceae
Source: the annotation of a GenBank genome assembly
AUGGGCAACGCAUACACGAUUGAACUGCCCCGUAAGAUGCGUACGCAUCCUACGGUUUACGUUGUUCGUCUCCGCCCGCACUAUCAGUACGAGCCCGUUUCGAGAUGUGAAGAACACCUCCACGGUCGAGAGCCGAGACCACCUUCGAGUGGCCCCGUUUCAACGAGCCAGUCUGGUCGACUAGCAAAGCGACCUGUUCACGCAGCUCAUCGAUAUCUCGACGAGCAGCAGCUAGAUCAUCACGAAGAGAACGAGUUGAACGUUCGUUCUCAAGUUACGCGAACGCAAAAGCGUCACGAUCGUCCGAACGAUCGUGCUUUAGGGAAUUGUAAUUACCCCUUACAAGAUCCUCAAGUCUUUAACGUCGAGAUCGUUCAUGACCCGGGUCAUCUUGCAACUGUUCCUUUCGACGGUUCAGCUCUUGAACAUCAUGCUGAUCCGACCCUCGAGCCGUAUCAGGUGUUCCCGCCACUACCACAUCUUUUGGUGGACUCAGGCAGUGGUCAACGCCUUCUGGUGAAGUGUUUCAUGGACCACCGCGACGUGAAUGGUUACGGAUGA